This is a messenger RNA of Symbiodinium sp. CCMP2592, 1623 nucleotides long. The record is from the annotation of a GenBank genome assembly. Lineage: Eukaryota; Dinophyceae; Suessiales; Symbiodiniaceae.
AUGGCUCUACGUUUGUUGGGGCACGAAAACAUUUACGUCACGCCACAGGACAUCUACAACCUACGUCUGCUCGUUCACCACCUACAGGAGACGACCUGGGCUCCGCUCGCACUGCCGUUUAUGGGAAUACGGAUCUUCCACAGUGGCAGCUGCUCAGCAAGUAAAUUCUCAACAUUCGCAAUCCGAGAGAACGGACAGCUUGCCUGCUUCGGCGAUCGCAUAGAUGGAUUGCCCCCAGACCUGGGUCCGGUCGUGGCCGUGGCUGGUCGGUAUGAGCACGCCUGUGUCGUGAAGGCGAGUGGCGAGCUGGUUUGCUUCGGAGACAAUGAAUUUGGUCAGUGCGAUGUGCCUCCCGACCUCGGUCCGGUGGUGGCCGUGGCUGCUGGAUUUCAUCACACCUGUGCCGUGAAGGCCAGUGGCGAGCUGGUUUGCUUCGGAGACAACGAUGAUGGUCAGUGCGAUGUGCCUCCCGACCUUGGUUCGGUUGUGGCAGUCGCUGCCGGACUCAAUCACACCUGUGCCGUGAAGGCGAGUGGUGAGCUGGUUUGCUUCGGAGGCAAUGACUAUUGUCAAUGCGAUGUGCCUCCCGACCUCGGUCCGGUGGUGGCCGUGGCUGCUGGAAGCAAUCACACCUGUGCCGUGAAGGCGAGUGGUGAGCUGGUUUGCUUCGGACCUUACGGGCAUGGUCGCUCCGAUGUGCCUCCCGACCUCGGUCCGAUGGUGGCCGUGGGGGCCGGACUCUAUCACACCUGUGCCGUGAAGGCGAGUGGUGAGCUGGUUUGCUUCGGACCUUACGGGCAUGGUCGCUCCGAUGUGCCUCCCGACCUCGGUCCGGUGGUUACCGUGGCUGCCGGAGCAUAUCACACCUGUGCCGUGAAGGCGAGUGGCGAGCUGGUUUGCUUCGGGAACAAUCGCUGUGGUCAGUGCGGCGUGCCGCCAGGCUUUAGGGUUCGGCUUGUCCCACACACCCCCGAUCCAGCGCAGGAGGUGCUGCAGCCAGUGCAUCAUGAGGAGCCUCCAGCUGAAAUCUCGGAAGAGGAGAGCUCAGCCAUCGUAGCGGAGCAGGAGGCCUCCUGGAUUGAGCACAACAUUGGUUCCGGCUGGCAUGGCAGAGACUUGCAGUCACAGGCUUCUGUCAGGUUCACACGGGUGGUGCAUAUGACCGUGCGCAAUUUCCAUGAGAAGCUGAACGAGGUUCUUCAAGAGUCCGCGGCCUUGCAUCCAUAUCGGCAGGCCCUUCAGGAGGAGGGCUUGGACUGGUGUUUGCAGCCUUCUGGCGCUAAGGUCUUCAUGGAGCCCUGGUGCUUCCGCGCGAUCCGUGGCCAUCUGUCCACCAUGCGGCUGAGGCCCUGUGACAUUUUUGUUGCCGAAAACCUGGAGGAAGAGGUGAGGCGAGUGCUCCGGCAGAUCCCCCGCAGCCUUGGCGUCGUCCCGAGAAGCUCCCGGAACAUCGCCUUCGCGGACGAAGAUGAGGAAGUGGUGCUAGUGAGCCGAUCCUUCCUGAACAUCCCUGCGACCACGCUCGCCGAUCCAGCCUCCGUCGUGCAGUCCACCACCGAAGCGCGGACGCAUCAGGGAUACCACGGCACGAACCCGCGCAGAGUCCAAGCGCAGAUGUCAUGA